AUGGCGUGGAAUGCAGGCUCGUCCAGCAAUUUGCUGGCCGAGUACCUGAAAUCGCCCGAUGACCUUGCGAAGAUCCCAUCGCUUCGUCGCAAGCUUGCGCGUGAGCAGGCCAUGCUCUCUGCGAAGCUCAAGAUGGGCGCGAAAGAUCAGCUGGAGGCGACGCGCGAAGGGCUACUUCAAAUGCAGUCCACACGGCGCGACAUCGCGAGUGUCCAGGAAGUGUUUGCGCAGAUCGAAGGCAUGUUCCAGGAUACGGCAGAGGACGGUUCUCAAGCACGCGAGACUAAGGGCGGCAAGAGUUUCCGUGUCAUCUGCGAGCUGUCGCAGCUGCGCCGCGCGUUGGUCCAGACGUCGGACAUCCUCAAAAAGAUCUACGAGAUGGGCAGCGAAGUUCAGACACUCACACAGCUCCUGGCUUCGUACCAAGCGAACCUCUAUGGCCCUGCGCCUGACCUCCUGGCGCUGCACUUCCAGAUCUCCAAGUGGGAGACGUUCCGUAACGAGACGCUGCACUUGGCUGGGUCCAGUGCUCCAGAUACACGGCGGCAACUUAUUCAGAUGCUUGCGCCUCUGGAAGACUUGCUGGAUGCGUUCGAAUCGUACAUGCUCGAUCUCAUGGCCCAUGUGCCUGACUUGGUCCGCCAUGGCCAAGCGGGUGUCGUGGUGCGCAUGGUGAAGAUUAUGGAGCGUGAGAACCGAGAGGAUGAGCGUACAGCCGCAAUUCGCCUUGCUAAGCAUGCCAAGAUUGAAGGUGCAGCUCGAUUCCGUGCGAUUGCAACGUACGGCCAUACCAUCAAGUUGUACUGGCACAAGUUCCAACAUACUGUACGAGCCGCGGCCCUGCAGCGACUGCAGGAGUUAUGGGCGCAGCUGCCGGAGCCGAGUCCCAGUGCACUGUACGAGCAAAUCGACUGGCUGUACAAGGACUUGGACUUUGUCCGCCACGCUAUCGUCCCGCUCUUCCCACCGGCCUGCCACGUCUACAAAAUCUAUGUACAGGCUCAUCAUCGCGCGCUAGGCGACCUGUUCCAAAUGCAUGUACCGCUGGAAACGGCCGAAGCGGCGUCGUUACUGGAGCUGUACCACGUCGCGAACGAGCACGAGUCGCGUAUGUUGCAGGCGGAACGUGAGGUGGACAGCGCGUGGCUCGAGCCGUCGUUGCUAGGCGGUCGUGAAAAGAACAUCAUUGACGACUAUGCCACGCUCCUCACACGCAAGAUGGACGACUGGACAGCGACGCUCAUGUACGACGAAAUCACAGCGUUUGUCAAUCGGGAGCGGCCGCCGGAGGAGACGGCGGAAGGUAUGUACCAAAUGUCGAGCUGCGUCAUUCUCUUCCGCAUGCUGCACCAGCAAAUGGACCUCGCUGCACAGACGGGCAAUCCCGAUCUGCUGGUGCGUGUGAUUGAUCAUGCCUGUGUGGUGAUGCACAAUACGCAGGCCCAGUGGAUGCAAACGGUGCAGCAGGAAUUUAAGAAGCAGACGACGGCGAAGCGCCCUGAAGAGGUCAAUGGCGGAUUGGUCGAGUACAUGAUGGCGCUCGCGAACGACCAACUGGCCAGUGCCGACCAAUCGGAAGCGUUGCUGCACCGUAUUGAGCCCAUGGUCGCCCAAGAGCAUCGCGCGCAUGUGCGCGAGGUGCUGGAUAAUACCCUGAACGGUUUCCUGGACAUUAGCAAACACUGUGUACAGCUGCUUGUGGAGAUCGUCCUAUUUGACCUUCGCCCUGCGUUCAAAGACUUGUUUACGUUCCCGGCGUGGUACAUUGAAGGCACGACGACGAUGAUCACCGAGACGGUGCGUGACUAUGCGAGUGACUAUGCCGCGCGCUUGGAGCCGAAUUUGUACGAUGUGCUGUCGGAUGAUUUGGUCACGCGGCUGCUUACCGCGUACCUCACGACGCUGCGUCGCUCAGCACGUCUGCGUAUGCCCAAAGCAGCGGAGCGAUUCAAGAUGGAUGUGAGCGAGCUGGGCAACCUUAUUUCUCACCUGCGACCUGCCGACGAGGCGCAGCAGCGUGUGGAAGUGCUGCAUAUGAUCCAUGCGAUUCUUCACGCGGCUCCGUCCAUGAUCUUCUUGCCGUACUGGACCUUUGCCAAGACGCACGGCCCCAACCUUGCGUUCUUCGAGGCACUCUUGCGUGCGCGGGAUGACGUGGAGAAGGCCGACGCCACCGCGUUGCUGGAGAGCGCCAAGCGCAAAGUACAGCAAGAACAGCUGCCGGACGUCCCAGAGAGUGGGCCGACCAUCAUGAGCGUCGUCUCCCAAACGCAGGCCUCCGGUCUCACAGGGCUUCUGGCCGGCUGGAACGCCGGGCCCGAGGGCAUUGCUUGGAGUGCCCUUGCGCAAAGUGCUCAAAACUACUUGGGCGCCGCAGGAUGGCGGCGUGAUACAUAG
Malassezia pachydermatis is the source of this 2397-nucleotide messenger RNA. RefSeq names its product exocyst complex component sec6. The record is from RefSeq and is a predicted model, not a curated record. Gene Ontology annotation, cellular component: exocyst. NCBI's taxonomy places the organism in Eukaryota, Fungi, Basidiomycota, Malasseziomycetes, Malasseziales, Malasseziaceae. Gene Ontology annotation, molecular function: SNARE binding. Gene Ontology annotation, biological process: exocytosis; exocyst localization. The coding region runs from base 1 to 2397 and encodes 798 amino acids. The transcript has a single exon.